AUAUUUAUAGAGAAAACAGAACACUCUCGAUCUUCUCUAUGCCAUAGCGUUAUUUUAGACUUAGGGAUACUAGUUUCUGUAUAUAGCCCAUAAUUUUUGACUUAUACUUAGGCUAUACAACAAGUAAACUCAGAGACUUUUUCAUACCAAAAAAACAGUUACCUUGACUUGUUACUCUUCUUUUCCCACGUUUUAUGUUUUUCGGUUUGAAAACAAAUAGGCAUCAUUCAACAACUUUGAAUUAAAACUUGACUUUGAGGUAUCAAAGAAAGACAAUGGAAGUGAAGCUAGAAGAGACCGGAAGAGAAGUGAUCAAGCCUUCUUCACCUGCACCUCAUGACCGCCUUCAACUUUCCGUGUUGGAUCUCACCUGUCCAGCCAUUUACGUUGCAACCACCUUCUUGUACAAAUCCACAGCCAGAGAGUCACCGGAGAUCAUAUCCCGGAGGCUGAAAAUAUCUCUAUCCGAGACUCUGUCACAUUUCUACCCUCUAGCUGGAAGACAAGAUGGCCUCUCCAUAUGCUGCAACGACGAAGGAGUGAUCUUCACUGAAGCACGAACCGAUCUCCUUCUCUCAGAUUUCCUGAGAAACCUCAGUACAGACUCUCUUGCAGCAUUCCUCCCUGAGAUCGAUCAGGGAGAAUCUGCUGGGACGUGGCCGUUGCUGAGAGUCAAGGUCAGUUUCUUCGGGUCAGGAUCUGGAAUCGCGGUCACUGUUGGCAUCUCUCACCAGAUCUGCGACGCGACCUCAUUGUUGACCUUCGUACAAGGCUGGGCGGCUACAGCAAAAGGGACUACAACAUCAACAUGUACUCCUCACUUUGCAGGAGCCACAAUAUACCCUCCUCCAGAUACCUCCUUCAGGUCUCCUUCUAUCGACGACGUUUACGAGCUUCAAGGAAAAUGUGUAACCAAUCGACUCGUCUUCAAAUCCUCAAAGAUCGAUGAGCUUAAAUGCAAGGCGGCUAGCGAAAGCGUCCGGACACCUACGCGCGUGGAAGCCAUCAUGUCGCUUAUUUGGAGAUGUGCUGCAAACGCCUCACGGUCUAACUCGUUAUCCCCAAAGUCAACGGUUAUGACUCAAGCGAUGGACUUGAGGCUUAGGAUCCCCUCUAAUGUUUUGCCACAAGACUCCAUGGGUAAUCUACAAACUUGUUUCUUUGUCAAAAAAGGGGCAGAGAGCGAGUUAGAGAUCGACGAAAUGGUGGCUGACUUUAGAAAGACAAAAGAAGAAUUCAGCGAGAUGAUCAAAGAAAAUCUCCAAGGGUGUGAUAAUGAUACUACUAACAUCACCACCACCACACUUGGCCAGAACUUGCUGACUGUGAUGGGAGAUUUUGUGUCGGAGUGCUACAAACCGGACGUAGACUUAUACACUAUGUCUAGCUGGUGUAAGAAGCCUUUCUACGAGGUUGAUUUCGGAUGGGGUAAUCCGGUGUGGAUGGGACCUGCUUCACAUACCGUCUACGAUAACAUGGUGUUCGUGGUUCUGAUAGAUUCAAAGGAUGGUGAAGAUGUCGAAGCUUGGGUGGGCUUACCCGAACAAGACAUGCCUGUUUUCCUAUGUGAGCAAGACUUGCUUGCUUAUGCCGUCCUAAAUCCCCCGGUGUUGAUCUAAACAAGCAUUCAACAUCUCAGUAUAUGGAGGAAAGUUGUCGUUGAUAUCUAAAUAAAGCUAUAUGUAUGGUUUAAUAGAUUGUUGUGAUUUUGUAGUUCGUGAUAUGGUCUGUGUUUUAUGCUGUCUUUUUGGUGCGUUUAAAACUUUAAUAUUGUGUGUACUCAUAUGGUUUAUCCCCUAUAUAUUAAUUAAGAAACAUUA
Molecule: messenger RNA, 1820 nt
Organism: Brassica oleracea var. oleracea
Lineage: Eukaryota; Viridiplantae; Streptophyta; Magnoliopsida; Brassicales; Brassicaceae
Product: BAHD acyltransferase At5g47980-like
Exons: 1
Coding region: 276-1619 (447 amino acids)
Source: RefSeq, a predicted model, not a curated record